GAAGCGGAGAGGCGGGGAGCUGCUUUACGCCCUGCCGGGGCGGGCGGGCAGCCAGCACCGCACGGGCCUGGGCCCGGGCCCGGACCCCCACCCGCAGGACUGCCUCUGAAUCGCAGUCCAGAAAGAAGAAACGAUCAUCUUGAUUUGAACGUUUGUCUCUAAGAUUAAGAACAAAACCAUGCCAGUGCUUUCGGAAGACUCAGGAUUGCAUGAAACUUUGGCCCUUCUGACAUCUCAGCUAAGACCUGAUUCAAAUCAUAAAGAAGAAAUGGGAUUCCUUAGGGAUGUCUUCAGUGAGAAGAGUCUCAGCUACCUGAUGAAGAUUCAUGAAAAACUCCGUCAUUAUGAAAGACAGAGUCCAACUCCUGUUUUACAUAGUGCAGCAGGAUUAGUUGAAGAUGUAAUAGAAGAAUUGCAGACCACACCAGUGAAUAAUGAAGAGAAAGAGCUACUUCAGCUGUUGUCAACACCACAUCUCAGGGCAAUGCUCGUAGUACAUGACACCGUAGCCCAGAAGAACUUUGACCCAGUCCUUCCACCUCUACCCGAUAACUUUGAUGAUGAUUUCGAUGAGGAAUCAGUGAAAAUUGUUCGGCUAGUGAAAAAUAAAGAACCCCUGGGAGCUACCAUCAGAAGAGAUGAGCAUACAGGAGCUGUGAUUGUGGCAAGGAUCAUGAGGGGUGGUGCAGCUGAUCGCAGUGGUCUUGUCCAUGUUGGAGAUGAACUAAGAGAAGUCAAUGGUAUUACUGUGCUUCACAAACGACCGGAAGAAAUAAGUCAGAUUUUGGCUCAGUCUCAGGGAUCAAUAACAUUAAAAAUAAUUCCAGCCAUCAAAGAAGAGGAUCGUCUAAAAGACAGCAAGGUGUUUAUGAGGGCGCUUUUCUGCUAUAAUCCCAAAGAAGACAGGGCCAUUCCCUGCCAGGAAGCUGGGCUGCCAUUUAAGAGACGGCACGUCCUGGAAGUUGUAAGCCAAGACGAUCCCACAUGGUGGCAAGCAAAGCGUGUUGGAGAUACCAAUCUCAGAGCAGGCUUGAUCCCCUCAAAACAGUUCCAAGAAAGACGAUUGACUUACAGAAGGACGAUAGGCACUCUGCAGAAUCCCAGAACUGUGAAGAAACCGUUAUAUGAUCAGUCUUCUGAUAAAGAAGACUGUGACUGUGAAGGAUAUUUCAACGGACAGUACAUAGCUGGCUUACGCAGGAGCUUUAGGUUAAGUCGUAAAGAGAAGGAGAACAAUCUGAAUGAAGGAAAGCAAGCAGAGCAGGCAGACGCAGCAGAGUUCCUAACAUAUGAAGAAGUCACAAAAUAUCAGCAGCAGCCUGGGGAACAGCAGAGGCUGGUGGUUUUGAUUGGUUGUUUGGGGGCCAAAUUAAGUGAGCUCAAGCAAAAGGUGGUGUCAGAGAACCCACAGGAGUAUGGUGUUGCAGUUCCACAUACAACCAGGUCAAAGAAAAGUCAUGAGAAAGAGGGAGUAGAAUACAAUUUUGUCUCUAAGCAAUCAUUUGAGACAGAUGUGCAGCAAAACAAAUUUGUGGAACAUGGAGAAUACAAAGAAAAUCUGUAUGGUACAAGUCUUGAGGCAAUCCGGUCCGUGAUGGCCAAAAAGAAGGUUUGUUUGGUGGAUGUGGUACCUGAAGCAGUAAAGCACCUGAGGACUCCUGAGUUUAAGCCUUAUGUUAUUUUUGUGAAGCCUCUCAUUCCAGAAAAGAAAAAACAUGCCCUAAAAUCUCCCGUGUCAGAAGAAAUCUCAGCCCCCCUUCAGGAUGAAGAACAGCAGGAAAUUAUUAAUUCAGCAGCAUUCAUUGAAGAGCAGUAUGGCCAUUUAAUUGACACUGUACUGGUGAAAGAAGACCUCCAGAGUGCAUGCAAUCAGCUGAAAACUAUGUUAGAGAAACUAAACAAGGAUUCAUUUUGGGUGCCAGUCAACUGGGUUAGGUCAUAACUUAUCAUCUGUUUAAGGGAAAGAUUGUAUAAAAAUGUAUUGUAAAUAUAUGGAUUUUAAAAGGGAAAUAUGUCAACCUCACUUGAAAAUUGCUGGUCUAUCUAGAAGGUAACGCAAAGACUGCAUGAGGAAAAACUGAACAAAGUCCAAAGCUGACACUGCCUUCCUGAAUCCAAAUCCUUAAUAGCAGCUGUCAUUUAAAAGUGAAUAUUCAGACUAAACAGAUCAGUAAAAGACUGGAGUGACUUUUAGACUGUAAAUAGUGCAUUUUGUACAGUAAAAUUGCACAGAGGGUCCCACACUUCCAAAGCAUUUAAGUAGCACUAGGCCACUAACCAUCUGGAAGUUUCAUCCUUUGGCCACAAGUUUUGUGGCUAGAGUGAAGGUAGCUGAACAAGGUACGUUUCAGGAACCGGUCUGCCUACAGAACGAGCUGCUUCAGUGAGGUGGGAGGGAUGUCCUUUGGAGACUGUUUACACCAUGUCAGGUACUCAAAAGUUCAGCUGGCUGACAGGCCAGCAAAACGUGGUUCCCUUCACUCAAUCAUCAGUUGCCAAUCCUUUCCAAUUACACACUAAAACUAGGCCAGUUAUGUAAGUAAUAUAUACUUUAGUGGCUGAGAGAUGUGGGGAGGGGGGAGAGGCUUAUGUCCAGCUCACACUUCCCAGUGCUUCCAAGCUUUCUUGCACAGGUAUGAGUCUGUUCAGCUGUAGCUUAUGCCCACUUUACCCAUCUCUUCCUACUGAUGCAGGACAAAUGUGUCAGUGAACACACCUGCAUGACUAGCCAGCUCAUAAACCAGACAUUUUUAGUCUACAUGACAUUAACUGCAUAUGAUCUACAAAUAGGACUUUUAAGCAGCUUGUUUUCUACAAGCUAUCUUUGCAAAUGUCACCUCAUGGGACACGACCUUGACCCCAACAGAACAGCUCUUUUGAAAAUGCCACUAAAAGGAGAAGGCUGAAGUACCAAGUACCAAGAUGGGUCCAAGGCAUCAUCCUUCCAGCAUUUAUGACUACUUCUGUGUUAAGUCAGGUAAAGCCUUCCAGAGUAUCUAAUGGGCUACAUCAAGUCCUGAAGAAAUCUUAACUGUUAGAGGAUUUUGUAUACUCGAGUCUCCUGAAAUAUAUACAGGAUUUUUAGAUCGGUGUUGAUAAGAAAAUGCAGAGAGAUGAUUCUGGAAGCACAUACGCUUUAUAAUUACUUGAAAAAAAUUUUAGUUCAUACAGGUGCAUGUUAACUGAAACUAGUUCCAGUUUUGUUGCCUGCUGAGGUCUAAUCUUUCCUGUGUACUAUGCCCUUCAACAAGGCUUUUUUGACCACUGGUCUAAUUUCUUUCAUCUUAAUAGUAUGAUGUUGUUCCAUUGCAUUUAGCAAAACUAACAACAUUGUGUAUUAAAAGCACAUUUCUUA
Molecule: messenger RNA, 3355 nt
Organism: Phalacrocorax carbo (great cormorant)
Lineage: Eukaryota; Metazoa; Chordata; Aves; Suliformes; Phalacrocoracidae
Source: RefSeq, a predicted model, not a curated record